Zophobas morio is the source of this 2299-nucleotide messenger RNA. Its product is annotated as chitin-binding domain protein cbd-1-like. Lineage: Eukaryota; Metazoa; Arthropoda; Insecta; Coleoptera; Tenebrionidae. The record is from RefSeq and is a predicted model, not a curated record. Gene Ontology annotation, cellular component: extracellular region. Gene Ontology annotation, molecular function: chitin binding. Bases 134 to 2299 code for a protein of 721 amino acids. The transcript has 11 exons.
CUAAGAGUUGUCAGUCAAUCUCAGAUAACAUUCUAAAACUAAAAAUCCAAAAAAAAAUAAAAAAACGCGAUAAGUCAAUUCAAAGUAUAUAAGUCGAAAAUGCAAAACAAAACAAACAAAAGAGUGAUCCAAAAUGAAAGCCCUCAUCCUAGCCACGCUUUGUUGCCUUUUUGCCCCCUCAUUCUCCAGGGACCCCCUCUGCCUGGGCGUCCCAGUCGGGGAAAUCGUCCUCUUCCCGUACCCCGGCGACUGCAGCCGGUACUACGAAUGCGACGCUAACGGUUUCCAGUCAAUCCACAGCUGCGAAAGCGGUCUAUGGUUCAACGAAGCCCUUCAGGGCUGCGACCACCCAUCAACGUCCGGCUGCACUAACAUAGCUUGCCCGCCCGGAAUCGUCGAUUUCUUCCCCGUCGCCGGCGACUGCAGCGAGUACAUAGAGUGCUACAAUGGGAUUCUAGAGACCCAUAGUUGCCCAGCGGGUCUGUGGUUCAACGCCUUCCAGAAACGGUGCGUGAGUGCCCAGGACUCCGACUGUGGUCAGUACACCUCGGAAGGACCCACGCAAUGGACCAUCCCUCCGGAUGAGUGCUACGGUGUUCUCCCUGGAAGAAUAAUGCUCUAUCCCUACCCCGGCGACUGUAACAAGUUCAUCGAGUGCGUGGGUGCCCAGAUGACGAUCUUGUCUUGUCCUCCGUACCUCUACUUCAAUUACGCGAGGCAAAUGUGCGACCAACAGGACUUGUCGGGUUGCGAUGACACCACUGGUACUCCCCCGAUUUACACGGUCACUCCUCCCCCGGAUGACGGCUUCGACGACCCGAGGUGUGCCGAUGGUAACAACGACUACUGGCCGAAUGUGGAGUGCACAACGUACAUUGAGUGCUAUGCAGGGCAUGGGCACGUAAUGCAUUGUCCCAGUGGGUUGUACUUUGAUGAAGACACAAGCAAAUGCGUGGAUCCGAGCGAAACUACUUGUGGACGCCCGGAUCCGACAGACCCGCCGACGCAGCCGACCAAUCCGGACUGGACCCCAGACCCGGACUGCCCAUGGCCUAGUUCCGACAGGUACCUGUUCGUUUAUCCAGGAGACUGCACCAAGUAUUUGGAGUGCGUAUAUGGAGAAAAAGUGGUGAUGGAUUGUCCUGAUGGCCUAUGGUUUAACCCCACUUUGUUGGUCUGCGAUUAUCCGUACCACUCUGGGUGCGCCUGGGCAGUUUUAGCUUUCAUCCUGACGACACUUUGUUGCCUUUUUGUUCCCUCAUUCUCCGCAGACUCUCUGUGUCUGGGCGUUCCAGCCGGAGAAGUCGCCGUCUUUCCGUACCCCGGCGACUGCAGCCGGUACUACCAAUGCGACGCUAACGGUUUCUUGUCAAUCCAAAACUGCCCAAGCGGUCUAUGGUUUAACAAAGUCCUUCAGGCCUGCGACAACCCAGCAACGUCCGGUUGUACCAACAUAGCUUGCCCUCCCGGAGUCGUCGAUUUCUUUCCCGUCCCCGGCGACUGCAGCGAGUACAUAGAGUGCUACAAUGGGUUUCUAGAGACCCAUAGUUGCCCAGAGGGUCUGUGGUUCAGCGCCUUCGAGAAACGGUGCGUGAGUGCCCAGGACUCCGGCUGUGGUCAGUACACCACGGAAGGACCCACCCAAUGGACCGUCCCUCCGGAUGAGUGCUUAGGCGUCCCUCCUGGGAGAAUAAUCCUCCAUCCCUACCCCGGCGACUGUAACAAGUUCAUCGAGUGCGUGGGUGCCCAAAUGACUAUCAUGUCUUGUCCUCCGUACCUCUACUUCAACUACGCAAGGCAAAUGUGCGACCAAAAGGACUUGUCGGGUUGCGAUGACACCACUGGUACUCCCCCGAUUUCCACGGUCACGCCUCCCCCGGAUGACGCCUUCGACGACCCGAGGUGUGGCAAUGGUAACAACGAGUACUGGCCGAAUGUGGAGUGCACAACGUACAUUGAGUGCUACGCAGGGCAUGGGCACAUAAGGGAUUGUCCCAGUGGGUUGUACUUUGACGAAGACACAAAGAAAUGCGUGGACCCGAGCCAAACCACUUGUGGACGCCCGGAUCCGACAGACCCGCCGACGCAGCAGACCGAUCCGGACUGGACCCCCGAUCCGGACUGUCCGUGGCCCAGUACCGAUACGUACCGGUUCGUUUAUCCGGGAGACUGCACCAAGUAUUUGGAGUGCGUAAAUGGAGAGAAAGUGGUCAUGUAUUGUCCUUAUGAUCUAUGGUUUAGCCCCACUUUCUUGAUCUGUGUUUAUCCGUACAUGUCUGGGUGCAUCUGGGGCAACUAG